AUGAGAGCCGUCUCCAAGAUCCUUUUAAGGUCGCGCAGUCUACAUCUACCCAGGUCCACUAUCUUUGCCGCCAAGUUCUCCUACAUGAGCGCUUUACGGAGCAGCACAGCACGUCUGCUCCUCGAACGCGUCAAGGAAGAUGAGCGUAGCCAUGUGGUGCAGCAGCUAGCUUCUUCUCUAGAUGAGGAGAGUGGUAGGGCUGAUGUUGACCUGACUGCUACAUUACUUGGUCUCCAUCAUGACGAUGCAGCGCAUAAGGUACUGCUAUCACGUCUUCAAAGACUAAUUGAACGUGGAGAUUACGAUCAAGUGGCUGCGGUCUGCAAUGACCACCACGUGCUGUUACAAGCAGUCUGCGUUAGCGCAAGCAAAGAUGUGUCUGAUCUUGCUGAGGGAGUCCAAGGCUCACGCAGCAAAUGGAUUGCUGUGGCCACAAGCCCCCGAGCUGUGAAAGGCCAACGGAAUGGCAUGACUGGCGAGAAUGACGAGACCAUGACAGUAGCCAUCACAAGGACUGUGCAGAUCUUGCAUUUUCUCAACCGGGUGGGGUUCACGAGCAUCGCGGACGACGAGAUCCGCAGUCUACUCGAGUCCUGCUAUGUCUUGGUCGGUGCGUCAGACAAGGGACUCUACACGGCAGCACAAGAGACAAUAUCUUCUAUGCUCGGAAUGCGCAGAAGUCUAUCGUUCAACGAGCAGCACAAGCUAUGGCAAUGCAUCCGGCACCUCGCUCGGUCAACUGACGUUACGUACGAGACCAUUGGGUUCUCGCUUUGGCUACGCUGGAUUUCGUCAAGUCCAAAUAUUGACGCGAGAAUAUUCUCUGACCAGGAGUAUUGGGACUUGACCGUGAGCGGUCUGCGAUAUGGUGACUCUGAGCGGCGCAAGGCGGCCCUGCAAAUCCUGAAAACGUCCGUGGGGAUGUGCGUCCAGGAUCCAGCAUUGAUAUCAGCCAUCACCAGUAACGGUGACCAUGUGCCAGCGCCAAGUGCGGUAGCCGAUCAAUACGCUCGAUACUCUACGGUCUUCGAGACCAUUAUCCUUGGUCGCUACCUGAAUCAAGUGAUGGAGUGCGAAGCAGACCUCGACUUUCUCUCCUCUUCACAGUCCGUGGUCAACCCGGUUUGGCUGUACACCCUUCUCACUUGUGCCUUCAAUCCGAAACUCCAGGAAUCGAAUCGCAAGUAUAUUGGCACCUGGAUCAUGGCUUCAAAGCCUCGACUCGAUGAUGUCGAUGUCUACCUCGACUUCUUUCGGCAAGCAUUCCUUCCUUGGGUCACGGGUGGGCACAUGUUCACUUCGACAUUGCACAGGGAAGGUGAGCUAACAUGCUGUGAGCAUGGUGACCGAUUGGCUCUAUACAUUGCCGAACUGUUGCAGAACACUUCAGCUGUUGCAAACGGUGUGGUCGACGCUAUCCUGGAAAGCGUCCUAUCACGGCAGGCCAAUAACUUUGCUUAUGCGAUCGCUUACCUGGUCGAAGGCAUCAGGCAAGCGUACUUAGCGAGUGACAAGCUGGUUCUUAGCACUGCUCAGCUGGAGAGCAUCGCGAGGAUCCCUACCUGGGCAGGACUACCGGAAGUCUCGCGCGACUAUAUCUUGGCCACCUCUUGGAACCUCAGUCACCAUUAUGUGCAAAGACACGGCGAGCAAGCCGCCACUAAACCGGUCACUUCCUCUGCACGGAAGUGGCAAGAAGUGCUCGAAAGGGCCACGGCACUGCCAUUGGAAGCAUCAGCUCAUGUCCACGGGAACAUAGCUUCAAUGGCUUUGGUGCAGUCAAAUCGAGAUAGGAACGAAGGCGAUGCUAUCCAGAAGGUGGUGACAGCAGUCGCACAGCUGGAGAGUGCCGAUCAGUCCAACGACGCUUUACGUCUGAAGGAGAUGCUUGAGGAUGUGUUCGAGAGUGCUGAUUAUCUGGAAUACCCAAUGUCGCUACUCACGGUUCUCCCAAUGCUGGUUCCACAUCGACGUCUGGUCGAACUCGCCUUGGCUGAAUCUGCAACGACAAGUGGUCUCGAUGAACUACUGACAGAGAAAGUUUCGAGGUUGCUGGAACUUGCACAAAAGCGGGCAUACCUUCUGGCACCGAUUGUCACUGCCGUCCGAGAUGCGUCACUGCAGAUACCGAACUCUUCUGCGAUGCUCAGGCUUGACCAGGCUGUUAUUGGCCUUGCAGAGCAUCCACCAGGUCUGACCAUAGACGCACGCUUGGAAGAUGCCAUCAUCCCUCUAUUACAAGGGCUCGACCCAGGAAUGACACGUUUCGAUCACAGCUUCUACUUUGGCCCUCGCCAAAGCUACGGCUACGCUGCUCUACUGGACCUAGUGAGUCGACUGGGGGCGGUCGAUCGACGCGUGAUCCAACAAGUCGCAGAGACUAUCCUGGAACGAUGGUCGACACAGAAGGUCCCCGCGCCUAGUGUGAGUCCGUGGAAGACGGGGCUGCAACUGCAAGUGCUGCUUCUCGCCCUUGAACAGUAUCUCCCGUACGUCGACCAUGAGGAAGCAAUGAGCGUUGUGAGUGAUCUGUAUCACAACCUUUCCGUUGAGCCACUGCCGAAAUAUCGGUAUCUGCUGGAGUGGAUGAUAGCUCGUGCAUACAUCCACCAUCCGGGACUGAAAAAUGGCAUUCUGGACCACUUACGCACCAAAGAUCAUCACUCAAAUCCAAAAUUCCUGGCAUCGUUGAUGAAGCUGGGUGUCACGCUCGCCAAAGUUGAAGGCUCGACUGAAGCGUUCGCGUUCGAUCUUGCUGCCCUAUUCGUACCCAUGGCAGCAUCUUCAAAAGUCGUGAUUCGGCACGAGGCGCAAUGGUCGGUCCCUAACCUCAUGGACCUCGCGAGGGAGAGGAAGUGGGCCACCAUCACCAGUAAUACUGCACUGACCGAGCUUGAUGCGUACAUCCGCAGCCUUGAACGAUUUGGGGACCCGCCUCUCGAACGGCAGAUCGACAAGCUAGAUCCCGUCAAAGACCAUACCCUAACCCAUCUCGUGGAAGGACCAUGGUACGAGCUCGAUCACGUUGAGCAGCGACAAACGAGUCGCGAAGACUUUGUGGCUCUGUACGCCAAGGAUCCUGCUUCAUUGCCGCCUUCAUGCAUGCCGCUCGGUGACCCUAUACCCUCUGCCAGAUCCACAACGCCCUCGGCCAAGUCAAGCAUCCUGCCAAAAACCAAGGACGACAAAAUAAGCCGCAACAUCACCACCAUAACCAACGCCCUCACCUCCACUUCCCUCUCCACAUCCACAACAGCCCUCCAAACCAAAGGCGCCGCCUACCUCUCCUCAACCCGCACCCGCCACACCACCCUCCUCGUCAUCGCCUCCCUCGUAGACAACCCCUACAACCUCGGCGGCAUCUCCCGCGCCUCUGAGAUCUUCGGCGCCGGCACCUUCUUCGUGCCUUCGACGAACGUCCUCUCCAACAAAGACUUUACCUCCACCUCCGUCUCUUCGCAUUUUCACUUCCCUAUCCUGCCCCUCCCCGCUUCCGACCUUGCGACAUUCCUUGCCACGAAGAAGAGGGAGGAGGGGUAUAAGGUUGUGGGGAUUGAGCAGACGGAUCGGAGUGUUAUACUUGGUGAGAAGGAGUGUGUUCUGCCGGAGAAGUGUGUUCUGGUUUUGGGGAGCGAGAGGGAGGGAAUUCCGGCGCAGGUGCUGGGGGAGUGUGAUGUGCUGGUGGAGAUAAGGCAGGUGGGGAUUACGAGGAGUUUGAAUGUACAGACGGCGGCGGGGAUCGUGUUGUGUGAGUAUGGGAGGCAGCAUGCAAAGCAGAAGUAG
Molecule: messenger RNA, 3783 nt
Organism: Fulvia fulva
Lineage: Eukaryota; Fungi; Ascomycota; Dothideomycetes; Mycosphaerellales; Mycosphaerellaceae
Product: putative methyltransferase TARBP1
Exons: 2
Coding region: 1-3783 (1260 amino acids)
Biological process (GO): tRNA methylation
Molecular function (GO): tRNA (guanine) methyltransferase activity; RNA binding
Source: RefSeq, a predicted model, not a curated record